AAAAACAGUACGAGAUACGGACGUACCUAAUCAAGUCAAGGCACAUAAUUAUUGAAGCCAACUUUCAAAUUAUUUGAGUGAAUCCGUGUCAUCAUAGUGAUAAAUUAAACCUUCACAAUGUACUCCCCGAAGCUGAGACCUCCAAUGUCAAUUUCCAAUAAAGCCGGAGACCAGGACGGCACAUUGCUAAGCACUAGACGUUGUUUAUUAACCUGGGCAUUCGUCAGACUGAUCGUGUCCUUGCUAUGGACUGGUAUGGUCGUGUUAGUUACAGUGGUAACAAUAAUCCACUACAACGAUGAAGAUAAUUUGAAUGACAAGGAUCGCUUGCUGUUUGAAGUUCCAGCUAUAGCAGUACAAAUGGUCGAAAUAGGAAUGCUUAUCACAUUCAUCGUGGCUGGGUUUAAGAAAAGUGCGAAGCUGUACGAUGUUUACUACCGCUACUGCAUCCUGACGCUGGUGCUGUACGUCGGAGCAGUGACCAUCAGCUUCUUCGUAGAAUAUAGAAACUGUCAUUAUCUGCUAGAAAACUACAUCACCUACCAUUUCGUUGAUGUCGUUGACGUUUUUGGAAUGGCCGAGGCAUUAUUAUUUGGAACGAUAGCUGUGAUUGAUAUUUGUUUAGAAAUUCUUCUGCUAUGUUUAAUCAAGAAAUUAAUUCUGAAAUACAGUCACAAUGAAGACCCAAAGACAACGUCCGUAUAAGUUAUUAACAAGUGUUCAUAUAUUAAUAACUACUUAAUUAUUAUAAGGAUAUGUUAUAUUUUUGUAUGUAGGUAUAUAAUUUUAUAGCUUUACAUAAGGUUAAUUUUACAUUAUUAAAACAGUUUUAUUUGUCAAAAAU
This is a messenger RNA of Spodoptera exigua (beet armyworm), 844 nucleotides long. Lineage: Eukaryota; Metazoa; Arthropoda; Insecta; Lepidoptera; Noctuidae. The record is from the annotation of a GenBank genome assembly.